This is a messenger RNA of Malurus melanocephalus (red-backed fairy wren), 1243 nucleotides long. RefSeq names its product alpha-1-microglobulin/bikunin precursor (gene AMBP). The coding region runs from base 87 to 1127 and encodes 346 amino acids. The record is from RefSeq and is a predicted model, not a curated record. The transcript is spliced from 10 exons. Gene Ontology annotation, cellular component: plasma membrane; cell surface. Gene Ontology annotation, molecular function: serine-type endopeptidase inhibitor activity. NCBI's taxonomy places the organism in Eukaryota, Metazoa, Chordata, Aves, Passeriformes, Maluridae.
GUCACAGUGCUGCACAGUAGGGACAGCACAGAGUGCAGGAUCCCGCUGGAGUGCUCAGUCUCAGCAGCACUCUGAAGCCACUAGCCAUGAUUAUUUGGGGUCUCCUUUCCUUCCUCCUCUUCACUGUGGCCAGCGGAAUCCCCGUUGGAGACCAGGAUGAGGACAUCCAAGUGCAGGAGAAUUUUGAGGCUGAACGGUUGUACGGGAAGUGGUUUGACAUUGCCAUUGGCACGACCUGCAAAUGGAUGACGAUCUACAAGGAGAAGUUCAGCAUGGGCACGMUGGUGCUGGGGCCUGGCUCCAGCGAGGAUCGGAUCAGCACUGCCAGCACCAGGCUACGGCAAGGUGACUGCACACAAGUCUCAGGGGAGUACCAGAAAACCAGCACCCCUGGCAAAUACACCUACUACAACCCCAAAUGGGAUGUGUCUAUCCAGUCCUAUGUGCUCCGUACCAACUACGAGGAAUAUGCUGUCAUUUUGAUGAAGAAGAAAAGCAGUUUUGGCCCAAGCACCACUCUGAAGCUGUAUGGGAGGAGUCCAGAGCUGCGGGAGGAGCUCAUUGACUCUUUCUAUCAGCUGGCUCUGGAGAUGGGCAUCCCUGAGGACUCCAUCUUCAUCCUGACCAACAGAGGUGAAUGUAUUCCUCAGCAGACUGAAAAUGCUCCCCAGAGGGCACGGAGAGCUGUCCUACCCCCGGAGGAGGGCUCAGCYGCAGGACCCCUGCCCCCUUACAUUGGCAAUAAGGAAGACCUGUGCCGGCUGAGCCGGGACCCCGGGCCCUGCAGCGGGAUGCUCUCCCGCUUCUUCUACAACUCCUCCUCCAUGGCCUGUGAAACCUUCCUCUACGGAGGCUGUCUGGGCAACGGCAACAACUUCUACUCAGAAAAGGAGUGUCUACAGGCGUGCAGGACCGAGGCUGCCUGCAGGCUGCCCAUUGUCCCAGGUCCCUGCCAGGCACCGGUGACACGCUGGGCCUUCGAUGCGACCCAGGGCACGUGCAUCACCUUCAGCUACGGGGGCUGCAAGGGCAAUGGGAACCAGUUCUACUCGGAGAAGGAGUGCAAGGAGUACUGUGGGGCUCCUCAGCUGACAGAGGACGAGGAGUUUCUGCAUCUCUCAAACUGAUGCAGGCGGAGGAUGAGGGGCUGCCACCCAGCAUCGAGGUACCGCAGGAUGAUGCUGGACACUGUGGCAGCACAGCAGRUGCCUCCAGCAAUAAAUGUCUCCAAUGUCACCAAAGA